Molecule: messenger RNA, 1239 nt
Organism: Linnemannia hyalina
Lineage: Eukaryota; Fungi; Mortierellomycota; Mortierellomycetes; Mortierellales; Mortierellaceae
Source: the annotation of a GenBank genome assembly
AUGUCUCCCAUCUCAAACCACUACCUGGUAUCGCCCCACCUGGGCCCGCUUUCGCCCUACCCAACUCCACAGCACCAUCCUCGGCAGCACCAUUAUUCGAGUCCACAUCAUGAUCCCACCAUGGUUAGCGGUGGUAUGGCCAAACAGUCGAUUCCGACCAUGAUCCUUCCGGCUUCGGCUUUGUCGUCCGGUGGACUCCCGGUUCUCCCUCACGAAAUGUCUUCUUCGGGUUCGUCAUCGACGAGGGCUUAUACGAACAUCUUGCCUAGUAGUAACGGCAAUAGCAAUAACAGCAACAAUAACGAUAUGAGUAUGGGCUCGCCGACUAGUGGACCUGUCGACCCCCGGUCUGCACCGCCAUCUCCUCGGCGGUACGUGAUGCUACCUCCUCAGAGCCCCGCCAUGGGUCCCACCUCUUCCUCGUCUAGUCGCCCCUCCAGAUCCCAAGGCCGGAAAUCCAGUGCCAGCUCCACAUCCUCCACCUCUGCUGCUGCCACCGCCAUGGCUUCUUCUGUCUCUUCCUCCACCACCACCCCAUCAUCAUCAUCAAGGCGGCGCGCCUCGUCAAACUCCAGAGUCGUCGACCAAGAGACUCGGGACUUGAUGCGAAAAGUAUCCCACUCUGCCAUUGAACGUCGCCGCCGCGAGCGGAUCAACGACAAGAUCCUCCAACUCAAACAUCUCGUCCCGGCCUGCAUCGACGAAGAUCACCUCCACAAGCUCUCCAUCCUCCAAUCGACCAUCGAAUACAUCCAGCACCUCAAGUCCGUCCUCCCAGAAUCGCUUGCGAAUAUAAAGGUUGGCAAGGCGACGAAUAGUAAUCCGAAUAACAAGACGACCGAUAUGUUGGAUGCUUUGGGGGCAGGGAUUGCGAAUAAGGUGCCGUUGACGCCGUUGAUGACCACGACAUUGGGCCAUGUUUAUCCAAAGCGGCUUAAGCUUGACAAGCACCACCAUUCGUCCUCCGGGUUUUCGUCCUCGCACCAGCAAGGUCAACACCACUACCAGUCGUAUGAUGACAGAUCAUCCGGCGCCAACGCCUCAGGAAUGCACUCCUCCUCGUCUGACGACGAUGCCAAGGAUGGACUGUUGCUCCUCGCUGGUGGACCUCAAUCCUCUUCCUCAUCUCCAUCGUCUUCUUCUUCCUCGUCGCCAGUCGAAUCCGGUUCCCGAUCUGAACACAAGCGCGGGCUUCGGAAACGGGAUAGCAACGCCAUUGCUUCUCAGGAAUCUGGAUAA